GGAAUAACCUCAGGCCGGUGCGGGGCCACGCCCUCCCAAGCGCCAUGCUGGGCGCUCGUGGCGCGGCCCUCGCGCGGGGCCUGCAGGUCCUGACGCACUCAUGGCGGCGGGACUCCCGCGCCCUGGCCCUGGCGCGUGGUGUGGGCGCGCCCCGCGCGGGGCACUGGCAGCCAUCUGCCGGGCCGGGACCGCGCAGGCGUCGGCUCAGCCUGUCGGCCGCGGCGGUGGUGAACUCGGCGCCCCGCCCUCUGCAGCCCUACUUGCGCCUCAUGCGGUUGGACAAGCCCAUUGGCACCUGGCUGCUGUAUCUACCAUGUACUUGGAGCAUUGGGUUAGCAGCUGAACCAGGUUGUUUUCCAGAUUGGUACAUGUUAUCCCUCUUUGGCACUGGAGCUGUGCUGAUGCGCGGAGCAGGCUGUACUAUUAAUGACAUGUGGGACCGGGACUAUGAUAAAAAGGUUAUAAGAACAGCAAGUCGCCCAAUAGCUUCUGGAGACAUUUCCAUUUUUCGAUCCUUUAUUUUCCUCGGGGGACAGCUGACCUUGGCACUGGGUGUUCUUCUGUGUCUGAAUUACUACAGUAUAGCUCUGGGAGCAGCAUCCCUGCUUCUCGUCAUCACCUACCCACUAAUGAAAAGAAUUACAUACUGGCCUCAAUUAGCCCUGGGGUUGACUUUUAAUUGGGGAGCUUUACUUGGAUGGUCUGCUGUCAAGGGCUCCUGUGAUCCUUCUGUUUGCCUGCCUCUUUAUUUUUCUGGAAUUAUGUGGACUCUAAUAUAUGAUACUAUCUACGCCCACCAGGACAAAAGAGAUGAUGCUCUGAUUGGCCUCAAGUCCACGGCGCUGCGGUUCCGUGAAAACACCAAGCAGUGGCUCAGUGGCUUCGGUGUGGCGAUGCUGGGGGCUCUGAGCCUGGUGGGAGUGAACAGUGGUCAGACGGCGCCCUACUACACUGCUCUGGCCGCUGUAGGAGCCCAUCUGGCACACCAGAUUUACACUCUAGACAUCCACAGACCUGAGGAUUGUUGGGAUAAAUUUACCUCCAACCGAACACUAGGACUAAUAGUUCUAUUAGGGAUUAUCCUUGGGAAUUUGUGGAAGGAAAAGAAGACAGAUGAAGCAAAGAAAAGUAUAGAUAGUAAAAUAGAAAAUUAGCAAAUGACGAUCUAGGAAUCUUUAAAACAGACGUUGGCAAAACACUCUCAGGUCUUGUUAGCACAUAGUUAGAUUUGAACAAGCAGUCUUGCAAUAUGUUAAUGAAUUAAGAACCAGAAGAUGAAGACAUAGACCAUAUUUGCCUGGAUUUAGUUCAAGUAUUUAUUAGCAAAAUCCUUCUCCUGUCUCAGAAACCAGGAACUCUAGGAUUUGAGUGACCUUGAGUCUUCUGCUCAUUAUGAUUCCCAUCUGCGGUUACGGGAAUGAUAUGAGUUUGGGCACUUUACAGGACGCCUGAUUUGUAUCUCAUCUAAAUGAAUGAAUGUAGGAAAAUGGACUUUAUUUAUAGGGAAAAAUAAAAGCUGCUGUAGCAAGUUGGGGUUUAUUGUUCUUUGUUGUGGCCUUUACUCACUACCAAAAGUUGUAAUUGAGGAAACCAUUCUGUUUUUUAUAUCUUAGGAGAAUUUAAAUAAGUAAAUAAAAAUUUAUACAAAUAAAAA
Ailuropoda melanoleuca (giant panda) is the source of this 1654-nucleotide messenger RNA. It is a transcript of the gene COQ2, whose product is annotated as coenzyme Q2, polyprenyltransferase. Gene Ontology annotation, biological process: ubiquinone biosynthetic process. Bases 45 to 1154 code for a protein of 369 amino acids. NCBI's taxonomy places the organism in Eukaryota, Metazoa, Chordata, Mammalia, Carnivora, Ursidae. The record is from RefSeq and is a predicted model, not a curated record. Gene Ontology annotation, molecular function: 4-hydroxybenzoate polyprenyltransferase activity. The transcript is spliced from 7 exons. Gene Ontology annotation, cellular component: mitochondrial inner membrane.